Messenger RNA from Xiphophorus couchianus (Monterrey platyfish), 2044 nucleotides. It is a transcript of the gene tnnc1a, whose product is annotated as troponin C type 1a (slow). Lineage: Eukaryota; Metazoa; Chordata; Actinopteri; Cyprinodontiformes; Poeciliidae. Gene Ontology annotation, cellular component: myosin II complex. The record is from RefSeq and is a predicted model, not a curated record. The coding region runs from base 1003 to 1488 and encodes 161 amino acids. The transcript has 6 exons. Gene Ontology annotation, molecular function: calcium ion binding.
AUAAAUUAGGAAUACUCCCACAUUUAGUUCCACAAACGUAAAAUAGCUAAAAUCACAUCAGGACCACAAGAUUAUAACAGUGGUCUUCAAAGGAGGUUUGCCUUUUUGAACCUGAGACAUUUAGUUUGCUGUGCUCCUGACUGUUUGAAUUGAGAGAAGGACGGAGAGAAGGAUGUUAGAGCUGUCUGGAAGAAAACCUCAAAUUAAAUGUGAAGCAUGGAGGGGGAAAACUCAUGGCUUGGGAAUGCCUUAUAUAUCUAAACAGGUCAACAUCAUUUCCCCCAUGGAUUGUGCCAUCUAUCGAAGGGUGCUUGCUGAACAUGUGAGAUCAUCUGUCAAAAUAAAAAAAGCUAUUGCAGUCUGUAGUGAGAAACCAGGUAAAAAGCCUUCAACAGUGCUUUGCGCAUGUAGCUUUGAUCUCAAUAUGUUGCAGUGGUAAAACUUGAUUCCAAAGUGCUUACCAAUAGAUCUUCCUGCUUUGUUUAUUUUGUCAUUGUCAUGAAAUUGUAGGAUCUUUGAAGGCCAGUAUUGCUACCAUUAUUUCAGUGUGACUCCACAGAGCUCUGCUUGUCUCCUGUCACGGUCUGAAAACUUCUGCAUGCACCCACAGUCACAAAUUCUUUCAACCUCACUCAGGUCUGGAGGAAUGUUGAGUGUCUCUAGCCCUUCUCCCUGGAGAUUAGAGCUCCCCAUGCAUGGCCUCUCUCCUCUCCUCAAACUUAUUCCAUAGUGUGCCCCCUAAGAGCUGCUGCAUUUUUAUCUGAGCCCGGUGAUUGUGACAGAUUGGGCCAAUGAUGCACGCACACACACACACAUUUGAGUACACACAUGUUCGAGGCUCUAUCAGAGGGGAGGUUGCUUUGCCAAGGGAGGGACAGACAGUGCCAGGCUUGGGGUAUAAAACCCUCCCAGGAUGAGACCGGAGUCCUCCCCUAAGCUGGACUCUUUCUCAGUCCUUUGUGCCAGGACACUGUCAGGACCGGCAACAGACGAGCCGCCAGCAUGAAUGACAUCUACAAAGCAGCGGUUGAACAGCUGACAGAUGAACAGAAAAAUGAGUUCAAGGCCGCCUUCGACAUCUUUGUGCAAGACGCAGAGGAUGGCUGCAUCAGCACCAAGGAGCUGGGAAAGGUUAUGAGGAUGCUCGGUCAGAACCCCACGCCAGAGGAGCUGCAGGAGAUGAUAGACGAGGUGGAUGAAGAUGGGAGCGGCACGGUGGACUUUGAUGAGUUCCUGGUUAUGAUGGUGAGAUGCAUGAAGGACGACAGCAAAGGGAAGACAGAAGAAGAGCUCGCUGAGCUCUUCAGGAUGUUUGACAAAAAUGCAGAUGGUUACAUCGACCUGGAUGAGCUGAAAAUGAUGCUGGAAUCCACAGGAGAAGUGAUCACUGAAGAUGAUAUUGAAGAGCUGAUGAAAGACGGGGACAAGAACAAUGAUGGCAAAAUUGACUAUGAUGAAUUCUUGGAGUUCAUGAAAGGAGUGGAGUAACCCUGAGCUGGAGAGGAAAAAAGUUAUUUUGAGUGUCACUGUGACUCCACAGUCAUCUGUGGAAAACUGGAUUUGGCUGCAGUUGAUGGAAAGCAAUGGGUCAGCAAUGCAAACACUGUAUCUGAUUUUUUCGUCUUUUGUAUUUUCUAUCAUAUCUUCCAUUGUUGAAGACACAAUUUUUGACUUUCAGUACAUUGAAUCUGUGUAAACGUGUCUAGAUCACUUAAAAUGUUUGUUGAGACCAAAUAUUAUUUCCCCCAUAUAGCUGAUUUAUGUUGGGUUUUUGCAUUAUGCUUCUAGGUAAAUAUAAUUUUUCAAAGGUUGCAGUCCAGUUCCCAAAAUAAUGUUGAAGAUGUAAAUAAACGCAAAGUAAACUCUUGUUGGAAUAAUCAUUUUAUCCAUAAAAUGCGCCGUAUCCAGUGAGUGUGCAUGCCAUGAUGUACAGUUUCUCUGUGUCUAAAGUCCCAUCAGGAUAUUUCAUUCUGUCCAGGUAUGACUGUCUGUUGCACUUGGAAGGUGCACUCAUGUAAUAAACAAAAUCCGACCAAUAAUAAGA